AUGCUGGGUAGUGCUCUACAGCACCCUGUUGAGACUGAUGGCGGAGAUGCAGGGGGUGAGGAACAGGAUUCCUACUGGCCUAGCAGUCCUCAUCGAGAGUGGCAGGGUGGUGGGCAGACCCGUGAUGAAACAGGCGAUGAUAAUGAGUAUAGGCCUACUGUAGCGGAGGUCGAGGCGGCGGCGGCAGAGGACUCUGCAGCGGGGGCAGGAGGGGACGCGGAUGUGGAGGAGGAGGUGCAAGAGCAGGAGGAGGAGGGUGCUGGCCGCAAUGCCAGGGAACAUGGAGGGGAUAAUGGACGGGGAGGAAGGGGUCGAGGGGGUCGUGGGGGGGGACGGGUUGGUCGCGGGCAGGGUCGGUCUUCUGCGCGUGCGCAGGCCAUAGGCAAUGCAGGGGGGCGCAGUGGGGGGUAUGCUAGCGGCCCCCCAGUAGAUGGACGAGGUGGGGGGAGGGUUGGGAGGGUUGCGCAUAGUGCUGCAAGGGCUGGGCGCGGUGGCAGUGGUGGUGGGAGAGUGGCCGAGGCUGCGCCCGAUCCAGGGCCAGGGAAUGCACCCACUCAACGGUCCGAUGGUGUUGGGUCUACGCCGUUGCAUGCUGGUGGCAUCAGUCGGGGUGGUGGGACAGCGGGGAGUUGUGGGCAGUUUCCUUGGGGCGGCUAUGGCGUGUCGGGCGAUGGGCCAACAGUGCCCAACCCGCACGGUGGUGCAUGGGAGCACGCGGCUGCCUGGCCGAACAUCCCAGCUGCUGCAGCCGCAGGGGGCAGUGGCGCAGGGGGGGGAGGGAGUGGGAGUCAUAGUGGUGUUGACAUGCGCGCGUUCAUGACUCCAAGGGUGUCGCAGGACGAGCUACGCAGUGCUCUCGUGGAGUUGUUUGUUGAUGCGGAUCUUCCGUUUCGUCUUAUCGACCGAGCUUUGUUCCGUCGCUUUGUCGCCUUGCUCAAUCCAUCGGCCAAGGAUUUGCUGGGGUCACGUUACCGUUUGGCACGGGACAUGCAAGCAUUCAGUGAGGUGGCUCGAGAGGAGCUGAGGCAGGAGAUCUUUGGCGACGGUCUCGCGGGGAGGGUGUCCCUUAGCUUGGACAUCUGGACCAGUGAGAACCAUACAGCUUUCAUGUGUGUGACCGUCCACUGGAUCACUAGUGACUUCAGGCUACGUUCGGGGAUUUUGGAUUUCGUGCAGUUGGAGGGUUCGCACACAGGGUCUCUCAUAGCACAGACCCUCGAGCGCAUCUUGACCGAGGGUGGCCUGCAGGAUGUAGUGUUUGCUGUGACGACGGACAAUGCGGAGAACAACAACAAGGCGAUGCGCCUUCUGUCGGGGGACCCAGCAGAGGGGCCAGGGGCCUGGACAGCUAAUCCACUGCUCGACAUUGCGCGUCACGUUCGCUGUCUUGCACAUAUCAUGAACAUUGCAGUGCAGGAGGCAUUGAAGUUGGACGAUGUGAAGGAGGCGUUGAAACGCCUACGGGAUGCGUGUUCGUACAUUGGAUGGUCGGUCCAGCGGUCAGAGGCUUUUGCCAGUCUGCAGCGCAGGUUGGCAGGCAGAGACAACGCGAAGGUGCUACGUCUGAUCUCCGACUCGCCUACACGUUGGGGCUCCACUUACAAGAUGAUCUGCCGUGCCUUGGAGCUGCAGCAGGCACUGACGGUGUUUUCUAGCCGGACUGACGUGAGUGAUAGGCUCCGGCUACGCGAGCAGCUCGACAAAAUACGUCUCAGUGACGUCCACUGGGACGCGCUUGUCGAGCUGAAGAACUUUCUUCAGCCCUUCCACUCGAUCACCAAGGUAGCUGAGGCUUCCUUGUACCCGACAGCUGCAGCGGUGGUGCCGCUGUACAACCAACUGCUGGACAACAUGGAAAUCACCUACCGCGAGCCAGCCGUCUCACCCCUGACACAGGCCCUCAUCACCAAAGCCCUCGGCAAGCUGAAGAAGUACCCGUACGGCACCAAGGAAGAGUUGGCGAUUGCCACCUUCCUUGACCCCCGUUACAAGAUCAUCUUCUUCCAGAUGCCCUAG
Closterium sp. NIES-65 is the source of this 2016-nucleotide messenger RNA. The record is from the annotation of a GenBank genome assembly. Lineage: Eukaryota; Viridiplantae; Streptophyta; Zygnematophyceae; Desmidiales; Closteriaceae.